Messenger RNA from Daphnia pulicaria, 1652 nucleotides. Its product is annotated as transmembrane protein 64-like. The transcript has 3 exons. NCBI's taxonomy places the organism in Eukaryota, Metazoa, Arthropoda, Branchiopoda, Diplostraca, Daphniidae. The record is from RefSeq and is a predicted model, not a curated record. The coding region runs from base 220 to 1080 and encodes 286 amino acids.
AUGCGCCGCUUAUUGCCUCCUUUUUUCAAUAGCAGUCGUCAAAAGCAAGCAUCGUCGUUGAGUGACCUUCAUCACAAAUUUCUCAAAUGUUGACAGAAACCGAACUCUAAAAUACCAAAACAAUUCGUGCCCCUCCAACGUGCACCUUAAUGUCAGUUACGCUAGACUAGUUUUGCUUUCUUUUUAUGUCUUAUCACGAACACAAUUAAGUUGUAAAACAUGGGACCUCCAAGUCCCUUCAAAUCCACGACAGCUGUAUUCUCUCUGGAUGAGGAAAAUAACUACAGUAGUCUUAAUACGAUUUCACUCAACAGAUCUUCGUUUGUCUCUGGGCCGAUGUGCCAGUGUCUCCUUUCGUUGUUAACACUAGCUAUCAUGGCUUGCUUUGUAUUUCUGUUUCGUGAUUCCAUCUAUCAUGUUCUGUUGUGGAUAGAAAAACAGGACACCUGGGUUACGUGCAUUAUGUUUACUGCUCUGUUCACAAUUGUGUCACUCCCGUUGACGUGGGGUUAUAUUUUGCUCAAUCUUGCAUGUGGGUAUUUAUUUGGUAUGAUGGCCGGUAUCUUGGUUGUUAGUACCACUGCAGCUGUUGGUGUAUUUUUUGCUCAUGUUAUUGUGAAGCAGCUCUGCCUUGGAUUCAUCACUACAAAGCUUCUCAACUCCCACAGCCUCCGUGCAUUUGUCAAUGUCAUCUCUGGACCUCAAGCAUUUAAAGUUGUUGCUUUUGCAAGACUGACCCCCAUUCCAUUUGGGCUUCAAAAUGCCAUCUUUGCCGGGAGUUCAAUUGGUGUUGGACGAUACAUGUUGGCAACAGCCAUGGGAUUGUUGCCUACUCAAGUAAUCAACGUUUAUUUGGGUAGUACAUUGAGAUCUAUGCGAGAUGUCCUGACUGACGAUAAUACUGCAACUACAGGGUACAUCGUAUUCUGCAUACAGGUGGCUAUCAGCAUUGGAUUGAUGACCUAUGUGGUUAGGAGGGCCAGACAGGAACUGCAAAAAAUAGUUCUGUUAACCACCAACACACUACAUAAAGUGGAGCUGGGUUUACCCGAACACGAAACAUUCAGCAACAAGUGUUGACUAUUGAAGCACAAGCUUAUUAUAAAGAAAAACUGUAUGCACUUCAAUGUAUCCGAUAUUCACUCCUUAUGAUCAUUAGUUGAGGCGCAUAACUUUUAUUUCCCUGUGUUCAUCACAAUGUAUUUUAGCAAUAAUUCCUGCUACCCAGUUUCCCCUGGUUGAGCUGGCUCUCAAUUCACAUUUCGCGCGUCUCGACUGCUUUUUACUGUUGCGCGAAAUAUUUAUUGUAUUUUUGUUAACUGACAAAUUGACAAUCAAGCUCUUCCCUUGCAGUGCCUACAAUUAACAAAGUAUUUAACUAAACUUGCAGUAUGUUCACCUUGCCUCAAAUUUACCCCUCAAGAUAACACAAAUAUGGCAGCAUUUGAUCAUUUCCAUUCAGAUGAACUAGUCUAUGUUAGGCAUCUGUUCCAAUGUAUUUUUGCGCACGCAAAUUAUAUGGCUGCUAAUAGGCGAGACAACUCGGGAAAGAAAAACAAUGAUAUUCUACCAAGUUAUUUAAUAUGGAUCCCUUUAGAGUAACUGUAACUCGUGUUAAAUGUCCCUCGGCAAAUACACAAAAUUAAUAUUUA